Molecule: messenger RNA, 1032 nt
Organism: Magallana angulata
Lineage: Eukaryota; Metazoa; Mollusca; Bivalvia; Ostreida; Ostreidae
Product: molybdopterin synthase catalytic subunit-like
Exons: 5
Coding region: 147-584 (145 amino acids)
Biological process (GO): Mo-molybdopterin cofactor biosynthetic process
Cellular component (GO): cytosol
Molecular function (GO): molybdopterin synthase activity
Source: RefSeq, a predicted model, not a curated record
GUAAUAGCAGAAAACAUAAUUUUGUCAUUGAAUGAGGAAUACAUUGAUGACAAUCAACAGUUGACAUUGAGAGAGGGAGAUGAAGUAGCAGUCAUUCCUCCCAUCAGUGGUGGAUAGAUGGAAAAUCAUCCUUAUAGAUAGACAGAAUGGACUAUAUAGAAAUCACAGAGGAAAUUCUUGAUGUCAAUAAAAUAUCACAGAUGGUAACAGACCCAAGUUGUGGAGCUAUAUCAAUAUUUGUUGGAAUAACCAGAGACAAUUUUGACGGUAAAAAGGUUUUGAGACUUGAAUAUGAAGCAUAUAAACCUAUGGCAAAAAAGAAGAUGAAAGAAAUGUGUGAUUCCAUUCGUAAACAAUGGGAGAUACAUAGUAUAGCCAUGAUUCACAGAAUUAAUGUAGUCCCCAUCUCUGAGGCCAGCAUUGUCAUUGCCAUUUCUUCCCCUCAUAGAAAGGAGUCACUACAGGCUGUGGAAUAUGCAAUCGACACUCUAAAAGCCACAGUGCCCAUCUGGAAAAAGGAAAUUUAUGCAGAUGAGUCAUCCAGCUGGAAGGAAAACAAAGAGUGUUCAUGGAGUAAAAAGUGACAAAGUGUAGAGCAUUUAUAGACUUACAUGUAGUCUGGUUAUGAAGAAAGCCAAACUUUAUCCAGUAGAUGGACAAGAUACAAUAUAUCCUCUUUUUAAAUGCUUCAGGCAGAAUUUCUUGAUUAUUAGAGAGGUAAAUUGAAAUUUGUUUAAUUGCCAAAUGUGUGAUUUUUCAAAUCUGAAGUUCUUAGCACACAUACAUGUACAUGUAGUAUGUUAUGGGGAUUAAGAUUAUUGGUAAUUAUAUAAUUUUAACUGAAAAAUUACUUUCACAAAUGUAAAAUUGAACAUGGGUGUGUGAAGAGAUGCUGUACUUCAAGUUAAAGAUGAAUUUGAAUCAUGCAGUGCUAUUUUACUGUUCAAGUAUGAUAGAAAAAUAUAUAUUUAUUAGUAUUGUAAUACAUGUAAUCAGAAUAUUUACAUUGAUCAUAAAAAAUUAGUACUAUAA